This is a messenger RNA of Penicillium cinerascens, 1839 nucleotides long. RefSeq lists its product as uncharacterized. Gene Ontology annotation, biological process: GPI anchor biosynthetic process. Gene Ontology annotation, cellular component: endoplasmic reticulum. The coding region runs from base 1 to 1839 and encodes 612 amino acids. The transcript has a single exon. The record is from RefSeq and is a predicted model, not a curated record. Lineage: Eukaryota; Fungi; Ascomycota; Eurotiomycetes; Eurotiales; Aspergillaceae.
AUGCGACUCCUCAAGUCCCUCCACUCGUUGCUCAACGGCGCUGCCACAAGAUGGCUCCUCCCGCUCAGCGUCACGGGUUUCGUCUACCUAUACCUCUACCCAGUCUUCAAGGGCUGCGCAUUCCCCUUGGCUCAUGGCCAAUCCCCAUGGGAAAUCAAUUCACGAUUCAUAGGGAAGCUGCAACAGAAUGCCUUUGCCAAUACCGUACUUCAACACCUCGGAGUCCCGAACUUCGCGCCGGACGACCCGCCCGCCAUCUUCAGGCUCCUAGUCCUCGCAGACCCUCAAUUGGAAGGCGAUACCUCUCUCCCGCUUCCAGAAUGGAAGCUGAUACCGCGCAUACGCAAGCACUGGCGCGCCGUCCGCGAGACCUCGGAUUCCUCGCGGUUCCCGUACCCGCUCUCUCUCCUGAACCGUGAGCUCUUCACCGGAGUGAAGACCAUCGCAGUCGAAGACAUACCGCGCUCUCUGCGGGCAGUGCAGAAGCAAAUCGACCUGCUUGGCAACGACUGGUACCUAGCGCAUAUCUACCGCACCCUAUUUUGGUGGACUCGACCGACGCAUACAACCGUGCUGGGAGAUCUUCUGGGCAGUCAAUGGAUUGACGAUGGCGAAUUCGCAUCGCGCAGCUGGCGUUACUGGAAGCGCGUAUUCCGUGGCGGCCUGCCCGUGGACGACCACAUCACACGCACGGGAGAAAUUGGGAGCACUGGCAACGUCAACAAGGAUCCAGAGCUUAAACAAUACAGCGAGCCUCUAGGAGAGGACGCCGACCCGGCCUGGCCCAGGCGGGUGAUCAAUGUUGCCGGUAACCACGACAUCGGCUAUGCAGGCGACGUAAGCGAGGCACGAAUGGAGCGUUUCGAGCGCGAAUUCGGCCGUGCGAACUGGGAUAUCCGGUUCCAGCACCCGCCUGUCGUGCUUCCCAAUACUACCCACGGGGACACACGUGUUGAACCUACACUACAUAUCAUCAAUUUGAAUACGCUUACUCUCGAUACGCCUGCGCUGUCCAAGAGUGUCCAGGACCACACCUAUGCAUACCUCAAUGACCUCAUUGGCAGGCUGCACCCUGUCGAGGACAACUCAACAUUUACUUUGCUCCUCACGCAUCUACCUCUACACAAGGAGGAAGGUGUCUGUACAGAUGAACCCUAUUUCUCAUUCCACGAUGAUGAUGACAAGGACGGACCGGACGGAGUUCCGCGCUUCAAGUCCGGUGGCUUGAAAGAGCAGAAUCACCUGAGCGAGUUCGCCAGUGCCAACGGCAUCUUGCAAGGCAUUUUUGGAAUGAGUGGCGACAAGAAAGCUCCUGUUGGUGGGCACGGCCGGGAGGGACUAAUUCUCACUGGUCAUGACCAUACUGGUUGCGAUGCGGUGCAUUACGUUUCGCAAAACCAAAGCGAGAAGAGCUGGCAGUGGGCCGCGAGACGGUAUAAUGGCUCUAAUAUCAAAGAGGAAGAAACCCCGUCCAUCCGUGAGGUGACGCUUCGCUCGAUGAUGGGUGAAUUCGGUGGUAAUGCUGGCCUACUCUCCAUCUGGUUUGAUGCCAACCUUGGUGGAUGGGAAUACGCAAUUACCAUGUGCCCUGCUGGUGUGCAGCAUAUAUGGUGGGCGGUGCAUGUGAUCAUUCUGGUGCAUUUCAGUGUCGAGUUCGCUCGGUUUGUGGUCUGGUUGGCUUUGCGUGCCCAGGAGAUAAGAGUGUCGAAGACGACCUUGGUGGGCAAGAAAAUCGAAAUCACAGCUGUCCCCCGUGCGGCAUGUCAAUUUCCCACACGGAAGGCCAAGAGAAGAAAAGGGAAAGGGGAAAGGGAAGUAAGAAGGGAAGGUGAUAUGUAG